AAUAUCUAUAUAUUUUCUUGGACUGAAAAAUCAAAGAUACAUCAUCUGUAAAGUCAAAAUUCUUAUCACUUUUAUUUUUCUUUUUUGUAAAAUCAAAGCUGCCGUAUUUUUUGGUUGUUUCUGUUGGAGUCAGAAACAAGAACUCCAAGAACACCUCCAUUACACACACACACACACAUAUAUACAUACAUAUAUAUAUAUAUUACACUUUUACCUUCCCCAUUAUAUUACUGCUCAUAUAUAUAUAUAUAUAUAUUUUUUUGUGUGUAGUUGUAAAUGGGAAAAUCCGACGUUGUGUAUUCUGUUCUUCUGUGUGUUGUGUUGUUCAUACAAUUGAUUAAUGGAGGUUUAAUGGUCAACGCUGCAAGAACAGAGGAUGGAUCAGAAGCUUGGGGUUAUGUUGAAGUCAGGCCCAAAGCACAUAUGUUUUGGUGGUAUUACAAAAGUCCAUACAGAACUGAAGAUCCAAAAAAGCCAUGGCCGAUCAUACUUUGGUUGCAGGGUGGACCUGGUGCUUCUGGAGUUGGGAUUGGGAAUUUUGAAGAAGUUGGGCCAAUAGACACAUUCUUGAAGCCAAGAAACUCUACUUGGCUUAACAAAGCAGAUCUCUUGUUUGUGGAUAAUCCAGUAGGGACAGGGUAUAGUUUUGUGGAGGAUGAAAAGGUAUUGGUGAAAACAGAUGAUGAAGCUGCAACUGAUUUAACUACACUUUUGAUUCAUGUUUUCAACCGAAAUGUUACCCUUCAAAACAGCCCUCUUUAUAUAGUAGCCGAGUCUUACGGUGGAAAGUACGCUGUUACCCUCGGUUUAUCUGCUCUCAAAGCUAUUGAAUCCGGGAAGCUCAAGCUCAAGCUCGGAGGAAUUGCGUUGGGGGACACUUGGAUUUCGCCCGAAGAUUUCGUGUUUUCGUGGGGUCCGCUCCUAAAAGAUGUGUCGAGACUGGACAAGAAUGGCCUGGUGCAAUCAAACAGUUUGGCGAAACAAAUAAGUGAAGAACUCGAGGCGGGGAAUUUUGUAGAGGCGACCGAUACAUGGAGUAGGCUGGAAGAAGUGAUCAGUUCCAAUAGCAAUUCAGUGGAUUUCUACAAUUUCUUGUUGGAUUCCGGGAUGGACCCUGUAUCAAUGACAGCUUCUGAGUUGACUCAACAAAUUGCGAUUAAAAGAUAUUCGAGAUAUUUAAAUUCGUUGAGGUCCGUUAACAUCAGCUCUCUGGAUGUGAUUUGCUCAACCAAGGGAACUGAAGCAUGGGUUGAAAAGCUCAAGUGGGAUGGGAUCAAAACUUUCUUGAGCAUGCCCAGAACACCACUUUUCUGUGGUGGAGAGAAAAUCACAAAGGGUUUCUUCAAAUCAUACAAAAACCUACAUUUCUACUGGAUUCUUGGAGCUGGUCAUUUUGUACCUGUUGAUCAGCCCUGUGUGGCAUUGAACAUGAUAGGUAGCAUAACACAGUCUCCUAUUACUUCAAAAUAGAUAACCCUCAUUCAUUAUAUCACAAAUUAUCUGGUGAAAAAAAAAAUCAUUGGAGAUUUUAUUGGUAGACAAAGAAUUAUAAAGAAAAAUAACUAAAUAAACAAAUAAAAAUUGUUCAUCUUUUGUAAGGGAAUUUGCAAAUAUUAUGAUGUUCUAUCAUUGUUUUGUUUUUCAAAAUAUAUAAAUAAGCAAUUUAUAUUUAUGUUCAAAACUUCUCCCCCUUCUGAAUUUUACUAUAAAUGUGAUUCAAAUUGUAAUUGCAUGUUAAUUGUGAUGAAUGGAAGUCGGGAAUCUCA
This is a messenger RNA of Erythranthe guttata (spotted monkey flower), 1766 nucleotides long. Lineage: Eukaryota; Viridiplantae; Streptophyta; Magnoliopsida; Lamiales; Phrymaceae. The record is from RefSeq and is a predicted model, not a curated record.